Molecule: messenger RNA, 1971 nt
Organism: Paramecium tetraurelia
Lineage: Eukaryota; Ciliophora; Oligohymenophorea; Peniculida; Parameciidae
Exons: 5
Biological process (GO): intracellular signal transduction; peptidyl-serine phosphorylation
Molecular function (GO): protein serine/threonine kinase activity; ATP binding
Source: RefSeq, a predicted model, not a curated record
AUGAAAGAAUUGAGACUACGCAAAAAUGAAGGUAUACAACAAUGUGAGGACACGAGAUAGGUUUAUUAAGAAUAUAGAAUAUUACUAUUAUUGAUAAGUUAUGGAGAGAAGAUGCAAAAUGUAUAAGAACAAUAUAGUAUAGACCAUUUGAUAACUCAAAAUGAGAUAAUGGCUGCCUAAAUGAGCAUAGAGGAUCAGAGUACUCUUGAUUUAAUUGAAUUAUUGCUUUAAAUGUAAAUAUGGCUUAAGUAUAUGAUAGUAAAGAUAUAAAAUUUUGGUAGCAUAUCAUUUAGAGUAAGUAAGUUUAGUAAGGAUAGUCCUAGUUCUAUAAGAGAUUCUCAUAGGUUGAAUUCCUUUUCGGAUUAUAUCAGUUUGAAUCUAACCGAAGAAACAAAUGAAUCUGAAAAAAAGACACGAUCAAGACCUUCUACUCCUGCCAAAUCAUCGGUUUCAAUAAUGGGAAAUUUAAAAAAGAGUGGAAAAAUAAGUCAGUUUCUCUAAAGAUAGCAGUCGGCUUAAACAAUUAAGAAUUAGGAUGAAACUGAGUAAGAAAAGUCCUGUCAUUUUCAGACAAAAAAGAAAAGUUGUUUUGCUUAGACAGCAAGUUCUGAGAGUGAGUUAGACAUAAGCAUUGAGAAUUCUGAUUAAUAGAAUAAAACAAUAGAUUCAACUGAAUAAAUCUUAUUUGAACAAGAUUGUUUUUUUGCAUCUUAAAAAGGCUAUUUUUCAGAUACAGAAAUAAUUAAAUUGGAUGCUGAAAACAGAAACUAAGAGAGGAAUAUUUGUUUAAAAGACUUUCAAUUUAUAAGACAAAUAGGAUAAGGAGCAUACGGUGGAGUAUUUUUUGUUAAAAGAAUAGCAACAGGUGAUCAUUAUGCAUUGAAAAUAAUAAAUUGUUCAAACAGACCUUUUGAAAGACUACUAACUUAAUUGAAAUAAGAGAGGAAUAUAUUUGAAAUAUUGACAGGAGAAUACGUUGUCAAAGCAUUCUAUUCAUUUUAACAUUAAUCAUCUUUAUGUUUUGUAUAAGAAUAUAUGGUUGGUGGUGAUUUUGCUAAAAUUUUGAUGAUUGAAGGAGCAUUUGAUGAAAAUAUAGCCAAACAUUAUUUUGCUGAAAUUUUAUUGGCAUUAGAAUAUUUACAUUCUAAUAAUAUAGUUCAUAGAGAUUUAAAACCAGAAAAUAUUCUGUUGGAUUAGAAUGGACACAUUAAAUUGGCUGAUUUUGGGUUGAGCGAAUUGGGAUUCAAUAAGAUGAUGGUCAAAAGAAAAGCCAGUUAGAGAGAUAUUGUUAAAUAGGAUUUAUCUUCAUCUCCUGGAUAUAUCAUUUAAAGAGGAGCUUCAUUUAAGAAAUCUAGAUCCAAUAACAGUCAAUAUGACAAAGGAUCUGAAGAGGAGAGACGAAGAAUUGUUGGAACUCCAGAUUAUAUUGCCCCUGAAAUUAUCAAAGGAGUGUCGUCAUCUAAUAAAACACUUGACUAUUGGUCUCUAGGAGUUAUACUCUUUGAAUUUUUAGUUGGAAUUCCUCCUUUUAAUGAUGAAUCUGUAGAUAAAAUAUUUUCUAAUAUUUUGGAAGGCAAAGUAGAUUGGCCAGAUAUUGGGGAUGAUCCAGAAUCUUAAAUUUCAGAAUGCGUUUAUGAUUUAUUGAAAUAACUAUUGAAUCCUGAUUACAAUUAAAGGAUUGGGCAUGAAUCUAUUGAGUAAAUUAAAAAACAUCCAUUUUUACAAUCAAUCAAUUGGAAUACUUUGAGGAGUAAACCAGGACCAAUUAUUCCAAGAAUUCCAUAAGCUUAACAAUAAUAAUUUGAAAAUGUUCAAGAAAAGUUGUAAAAAUUCCUCAAGAGAGCUGAAAAGAAACAUUCUCAAAUAGUCAAAAAAUUAUAAGAUGAAUUAGAAUAUUUAGAGAGAGUUGAUUUGUUGAUUGCCACAAAUGAAAAAGAGGUACUACACCUAAAAUAGUAAAUCACCAUAUGA